Messenger RNA from Pisolithus orientalis, 753 nucleotides. Its product is annotated as Alpha/Beta hydrolase protein. Gene Ontology annotation, molecular function: hydrolase activity. The transcript is spliced from 8 exons. Bases 1 to 753 code for a protein of 250 amino acids. The record is from RefSeq and is a predicted model, not a curated record. Lineage: Eukaryota; Fungi; Basidiomycota; Agaricomycetes; Boletales; Pisolithaceae.
AUGUCGUUGUGCCCAGACUGCAUUAAGGGUAUUCGUCACGAGGGGACUCCAGAAGGCAAGAUCGAGGAGAUAGGAGGUGUGAGAUGCUAUGUUGGUACACCUUCCGGCGAAUACAACGAGGAGAAGGCCGUCCUCUUUCUCCCGGACGUCUUUGGUAUUGACUUCGUCAACGCUCAGCUCCUCGUGGACGAUUUUGCCAGAAACGGAUUCAAGACCAUCGCGAUCGAUUACCUUAAUGGUGAUCCGCUCCCUCAGGACGCCUUCAGCGGCGGCAAAUAUGAUAUUAAUGCCUGGUUCGCUAAUCACGGAAACGAUGUGACCCGGCCCCACAUCGACAAGGUCGUUGCUGUGCUCAGGGAACAGGGCGUGAAGGACUUUGGUUCUGCUGGUUACUGCUUUGGUGCGCGGUACAGUUUUGACCUCGCAUUUGAGAACAUCGCGAAGGUCACUGUCGUUUCUCACCCUUCGCUUCUCAAAGUUCCCGAGGAUCUUGAGAAAUACAAGAAGCUGUCCAGAGCUCCUCUCCUGAUCAACUCCUGCACGUUUGACGCACCGUUCCCUAAGGAAUCCCAAGCAGAAGCAGAUAGGAUCCUUGGCGACGGUGAGCAAUUUACGGCAACCUACCGCCGAGAGUACUUCGAGGGAUGCACACAUGGCUUUGCUAUUCGUGGUGAUGUGUCCAAGCCGGAGGUUAAGGCGGGUAAGGAGGGCGCCUUCAAGGCUGCUGUGUUAUUCUUUAAGAAUCAUUUGUAA